Messenger RNA from Coturnix japonica (Japanese quail), 1399 nucleotides. The record is from RefSeq and is a predicted model, not a curated record. Lineage: Eukaryota; Metazoa; Chordata; Aves; Galliformes; Phasianidae.
UAGCCUCUUCCGGUUGACGCCGGAAGUGGAGGUCCGCGCGGUGCACGCCGGGAUCGCGAUGGCGGCGCUGGAGCUGCUGUCGGAUGAGGGGUACCGGGCCGACGGGCGCCGCGCCGCGGAGCUGCGGAAGGUUCGUGCCCGGAUGGGGGUGUUCGCGCAGGCGGACGGUUCGGCCUACAUCGAGCAGGGCAACACCAAGGCGCUGGCCGUGGUCUACGGGCCGCACGAGCCCCGCGGUCCCCGCAGCAAGGCGCUGUCCGACCGCGCGGUGCUGAACUGCCAGUACAGCAUGGCGACAUUCAGCACCGCCGAGAGGAAGCGGCGGCCGCACGGAGACCGGAAAUCAAUGGAGAUGGCGCUGCACCUCAAACAGACCUUCGAGGCCGCCAUCAUCACCGAGCUGUACCCCAGGUCACAGAUAGACAUAUACGUGCAGGUCCUUCAGGCGGAUGGCAGCAAUUACUGCGCCUGCGUGAACGCCGCCACGUUGGCAGUGAUGGACGCCGGCAUCGCGCUGCGAGACUUCGUCUGCGCCGGCUCGGCGGGUUUGGCAGAGGACGCGGCGUUGGCCGACCUGAGUUACAUAGAGGAGGCGGCCGGGGGCCCGCAGGCGGCGCUGGCGUUACUGCCGGGCUCUGGAGCCAUGGCCUUGGUGCAGAUGGACGCGCGGCUGCACCAUGAAAGGCUGGAGGCCGUGAUGGACGCCGCCGCCGCUGCGUGCCGCGCCGUGCACGCCGUGCUGGAGGAGGCGCUGAGGGAGAGGACCAGGGAGGUGACGGCGCUGCUGGGGGACUGAGGGGAAUAAAGGAGGGGGAGAAGGGGGAGAGGGUCCUGGAAGUUUAUUGGAGUACGGGGUGCGUGUGUUGGGUUGGGUUGGAAGGGUCUUGAAAGGUCGCAGAGCCAUGGGAUGGUUGGGUUGGGUUGGGUUGGGAUGGAAGAGUCAUGAAUGAUCAUAGAGCCAUGGGAUGGUUGGGUUGGGUUGGGUUGGGUUGGGAUGGAAGGGUCCUGAAAGGACACAGAACCAUGGGAUGGUUGGGUUGGGUUGGGUUGGAACGGAAGGGUCCUGAAAGGCCAAAGAACCAUGGGAUGGUUGGGUUGGUUUGGGUUGGUUUGGGUUGGGUUGGGUUGGAAGGGUCCUGGAAGGCCAUAGAGUGAUGGGAUGGUUGGGUUGGGUUGAGUUGGGUUGGAAUGGAAUGGUCCUGAAAGGCCAAAGAACCAUGGGAUGGUUGGGUUGGGUUGGGUUGGGUUGGAAGGGUCUUGAAAGGGCACAGAGCCAUGGGAUGGUUGGGUUGAGUUGGGAUGGAAGGGUCCUGAAAGGCCACAGAGCCAUGGGAUGGUUGGGUUGUGUUGCGUUGUGUUGGAAGGGUCCUGAAAGGCCAAAGAACCAUGAGAUGGUUGU